Porites lobata is the source of this 2867-nucleotide messenger RNA. The record is from the annotation of a GenBank genome assembly. NCBI's taxonomy places the organism in Eukaryota, Metazoa, Cnidaria, Anthozoa, Scleractinia, Poritidae.
GUUUCUCGCUUCUUUCAACAUGGCGGCGAUGUAGAAGCGAUUCUUAGCAAUGUGUUUUGUUGGCUUACACGUACGAAGGAAGGAACAAUUUUGAAAUUUUUAAUUUCAGAAUGCCUGUUAUUGAUACCUUUCAAACGCAGAUGAGUAAACAGAGCAAUGAUUGUUUCGGCAGCUAGAAUAUGUCAGAGUUUCACCUUGACAAUUUCUCGCCUUUCAGCUCUUUCUCCUAAAACUGGUCAGUUUGUCAUAGCGGCAUCGAGCUGUUGGCGAUUCCACAAAACUGCUUAUUUUGCUCGAUUUUACCAUGAAGUGCAUCUAACUGAAGACGAAAUGGAAGAGAGCUUUAUCAAGGGUUGGGGAAAAGGAGGACAGAAAGUGAAUAAGAGCAGUAACUGUGUUCAUCUGAAACAUAAACCUACUGGUAUCAUUAUUAAGGUACGACUACAUACUUUUUAGUAAAAAAAAUUAUUUAUAUUCUGUACAUAAUUCUAUGAUAUGCUACAAUUAUGCUCUUUAUAUUUUAUCUUAAUUAAAUUAAUUUAUUUGUUUUUAUUACGGUUUUUCUUCUAAAUUUAUGAUAUUUUUCCUCACUAUCUUUCGAGUGUUGUUUGAGUGUUGCAACCCUAUAAAAUGUAAUUUAAUUAUUGUAACUACUCAGCUUGUUUAGUUUUUUUUUGGUAGUCUGAGUAAUUUUUUUGCCUGAUCUAUGUUAAUCUAUGCUGUUCUUGUAAAUGUUUUAAGUUGGCAAAAUAAAUUCAUCAGCAAGCAUGGUGGCACAAAUACUCAGCAGUGAAUUGACACUAUCGCUUGAUGAAGAUCUGUAGUACGUGGUCGAAACAUCACGAUCAAUAUCUAUUUGACAAUCAUAAGACAAACAAUAAAAGAAACCCUUUAUACACAUUAUCUACAAUGAACAAUAUCUUUCAUGACAAAAUCACUGUUCUUAUAUGUGAACAAAGGCCCUAUCUGAUAUGGUUUUUGUGCUGGCGCAAUAGCUAUCUGCCUUAGUGUGAACAUGGCCUAAAUUUGGAGACCUCGGUGGCACUUGCUGGUAGCCCCAUCCUCAGUGAACCAUUGUUUGAUAUUUUUCUUUUCUUUUUUUUAUAGUGCCAUGAAAGUAGAUCCCUUGCAAGAAAUAGAGUGAUUGCCAGAGAAAUCUUGAGACAGAAACUUGAUUUUCUUUACAAUGGCAAGGAAAGUGAACUUGCUCAAGCUGUUGCUAAGAAAAAGAAAAAGAAAGCAAAUUAUGCAAGAAAAAGGAGACUACGUGAGGAAGCUAUUGCUACUGGCUUGCAAAAUGUGAAAGAUGGACCAGCAGAUUCAUGUGAUGUUUAAAAUAAGAGUAACGAAAUUAUUGCCUUUGUGAAUGAUCCUUGAACAUUUUCCAUAACCACUGCAAGCUUAGGGUGUGACAGAUGCAAACUUAACGCCUUUGUAAGGCAGUCCUUCUACCAUUGUCUCCAUGACUACAACAACAUUAUUCACAGGUCCUCUCUUCAUCAUGGUUUGAAGAGAGAAGGACAUUCAGAAUAAGGUUUAUCAGCUGUGAACCAUCUUGUACCAACCUUUAUAUGAUCACUGCACUUCAAGGAUGGCAUCAUGUAUUGUAGUCCUAUCAACAUUUUUGACAACUGUGCUUCACCACAUGACCAGUAUUUUCGAAAUGUGGAUCAUUGCGAGGAUGGCUAGGAUAUCCAGAAACUUUACUUUCCAGUAAAGUGAAGGCUGUGCUCUAGCAGAGCCCGGUGGCCCCUGGCGCCUAACUGUUGCCCUCGGGCGACUAGAAAAUCUCAGAUUUUUCAUACAAAUCACAUGCUGGGCACCCUAGAUUUCACAGUUUCAGAACACUGGGCUCCCUUCAGUUUUCCUUAGAGCACAGCCUUGAAAUUCAUGCCCUAGACAGAGUUAUGCCCCCAUGACUGGUAAAUCUGCACUUCCCAGCCAUGAGCCCCAAAGUCAGUAUUAACCAGGAACCUGUCACACUGGCUGGUCAGUGGAAAAAAUAAAGGUGCUUGGGGUUGGGACAAAUGCAACAUACUAAAAAAUUAAGCCCAGUGGCCAUCAUGAGAUGCUGUACCAAGCACAUUUCAGUGCAUCAUACCUUGAAAAAGUAUAAUAUCAUUUAAGUGUAUGGUCAGUAGAGUUAUUUCUUCAUUAAUAGGCCAUUUGCCUAGUGGCGGCAUUUUACUACUACUACCAGAAUCCUUCAGGGUUUUGCUUUCUUGUGCAAAUUAAACCUCACUGAGAUAACCAAAUUUACAUAUGAAACAAAAACUGUAAUGAAUUCUUGUCUUAGUAGUAAAAACAUGUCAUUGUGCAAAUUACCUAUUCAUGCAGCCUUUAAGAGAUUUACAGAUUUCAUAUGGAUUGAAAUACUGUAUUUUAAGUCAUGCAAAAAUACUAGACUUGUUAUGCACAAAUUAUUCUGUCGAUUAAAGGGGCUUUGUCAUGAGGAUAUUGCUCUUCAAAUUUUAUCAGGGAGCACAAACCACAAUAAUCAUUUUGGUUGGCCCAAUUUUUUCAAGUUUCAAAUCCACACCCAUCCUUGUGGUCCGUUGCAACAGACAACAGGAAACCAGAAUUUAUUAAACUAGAUGCAUAUAAACUGCUUCAAAUAGUCUGAUUGCAGUAAUUGUAUAGUAGAGGUCAUAAAAACAAAGCCAGGAAAAUAAACUCCAUGACAUCAAAACAAAGAGCAAGAUUAUAGUUACACAAAAGGUAAUUGAAGUUCUGGUUCCAGUUGUUCGAAGGCCGAUUAGAGCUUAACCCAGCAUUAAUUUUAACCCUGGUUUCCUUUUCUUGUGUUCAAAAGCAUUUCCUCGGAUAAUUUUAUCUGUUAUUUUAAGAGCUUCCAAUCACCAACUUGC